UCACCUCCAUUUGUUCAAGGUUCUAAAAUUUCUAGGGUUUCACGAUUCUUAAUAUUUUGAUUUCCAGUUUUUGCCUUUCUCUUUUUGUAUUUCACGGUUUGUGAGCUCUGCACUUGGCCGGGUCAAGUUCUUUGAGUUUUCAGUUCCAAGAAUUGAUGCGUUAUAAACAUGAUCAUAAUGGUUUCACUAGGAAGUAGGAAGUGAUAUGCUGCGACUGAAGAAUAUUUCAUGGGAUGAAAUUUGCAUCUAAAGUAUGGAUGAAGAAAUAGCCGAAGAAGUAACUCGAACGGAUGCAGAUGAAGGGGCUCACCUUCAGUGCAAAGAGGUUGACCAAUUGGUGAAACCUGACAACUGCAAUAUGUUGGUGUACCAAGAAAUGGUGAUACCGGGUGAGGUUAAUGCUCUUGAGAGUUCAUUCCAUGCUAUUGGGGAUGUGUUGGAAGGUAAGAAUGUGUUGGAACAUGGGUGUACUAGCCCUUGCACUUUUAAUGAUGACCAUGACAUGGUUGAAGAGUUAACUUUGAGAAAUUAUAAUGGCUCUAACAUACCCAUCGUUGGUACAUCAAAUAAUAGAGAAAAAAUGCAGAUGACAGGCCAGUGGCAACAUCUUUAUCAGUUGGUAGGUGGAUCAGGAAGUGGGGGUUCAUGUGGCAACAAGUACAACAGUCGGGCAAUGCCAAGUAUGCCACCGGAAGUAGGCUGUGCAGCUUUUUCUGAAUUUUUGGGCCACAAACCUUUGAGUGAUGGGCGGACUGAAGCAACAGAACAAUUGAUGGGUGGUGAAAAUAAUGAGGUUUCAGGCAGUCGGCAAUCUAGUGGAGGUAUCAAGACGAAGAUUCUAUCAAAAUCAGGAUUUUCUGAGUUUUUCGUUAAAACUACAUUGAAAGGCAAGGGUAUUAUAUGUAGAGGUCUGUCUCACGAUGUCUCUAAAGUUGAGCUUAGACAUCAAAAUAAUACAAAAUGUACUGGACAAACUAUGGUGGCGCCUAUUCCUCCUGUGAAGGCUGCUGGAAGUCCAGUGGUGGCUUCUAGUACAUCACUAAUCUUGGGUAAUAGAGCUGUUGUGAGUUCUUCCAAUGGGAACACAGUGCCGAGGGUUGGUGAGCAUGUUCAAGACGGGAUAAACUUGAGGGAAUGGCUGAAAGUUCAGUCUCAUAAAGCAAACAAAGCUGAGCGCUUGUAUAUAUUUAGACAAAUUGUGGACCUGGUUGAUUAUUCUCACUCUCGAGGAGCUAUAUUGCAUGAUUUGCGUCCUUCUUGCUUCAAGUUGCUGCAAGCUAAUCAGGUUAAAUAUAUUGGUUCAGGUGCCCAGAAAGGUACUCUGGAUUCUGUAUUGGAUAAAGAUUCCCCCCCUUCAGAAAACAUCAUGACUAGGAGAAGGCCAAUGACACAGGGGAGUUCCUCAAUUGGUCUUUGUGCUAAAAAGCAGAAGAUCAAUGAGAACCGAAACUUAACUCAAUGGCCUUUGUUUCCUUCUAGAUCUAAACUCAAAAUUGAAACCAUAAUCACCCAAUUUUCUCGCAGUGAAUCUAGUGAACAUUGUCCAAACACACAAUUUAGCAAUUCUGGGAGCUCUCAUUCUUCUAUGUCAGCUAAGCAUCAGUUAAUCUGUGUGAAUGAGCAGUUGGAAGAGAAGUGGUAUGCUAGUCCAGAGGAAUCUAAUGAAGGUGCUUGCACCAUUUUAUCAAAUAUAUACAGUUUGGGUGUGUUGCUUUUUGAGUUGCUUUGUCAUUUUGAAUCUGAGAGAGCACAUGCUGUGGCAAUGUUAGAUCUACGUAAUAGGAUUUUUCCUCCAACUUUUCUGUCAGAAAAUCUCAAAGAAGCUGGAUUUUGUCUUAGGCUACUUCACCCAGAACUAUCUUUUCGUCCAACUACCAGGGAUAUGCUACAAUCUGAACUACUUGGUGGAUUCCAGGAAGUAUUUUCAGAAGAAUUGUCUUCAUCCAUUGACCAAAAUGAUACUGAAUCAGAGCUACUACUGCAUUUCCUUAGUUUAUCGAAAGAGCAAAAGCAGAAGCAUGCCUCAAAAUUAAUGGAACAUAUUACUUGCUUAGAAGCAGAUAUUGAAGAGGUUGAGAAAAGAAGGCACUUUUCUAGAAAACCUUCAACUUAUUCUUCCAUUAAUGCGAUGGAAUGUAGGCAACUUAGUAAAGAAUCUCCAAUUUCAGAGAUGCAUUCUAGUUUAUACCCAGUUUCAAGUGACAAUGAAAUGAGGUUAAUGAGAAAUAACGAUCAGCUUGAAGCUGCUUAUUUUUCUAUGAGAUCGAGAGUCCAUUUUCACGAGACUGAUUCUAUGAGACGGUCAGAUAAGGAUAUACUGAAAAAUCGUGACCAUUUGCCUUUGGCGCAAAACAAUGAAGAAUCACCAAAUCCUGCUGAUAGCCUUGGAACAUUCUUUGAUGGAGUGUGUAAGUAUGCUCGAUAUAGCAAGUUUGAAGUUCGUGGGAUAAUGAGAAGUGGGGAGUUUAACAACUCGGCAAAUGUAAUCUGUUCUUUAAGUUUCGAUCGUGAUGAGGAUUAUUUUGCUGCUGCUGGGGUCUCUAAGAAGAUAAAGAUAUUUGAAUUUAAUUCACUCUUUAAUUGCUCCGUUGAUGUUCAUUACCCAGUCAUUGAGAUGUCAAACAAAUCAAAGCUUAGCUGUGUUUGCUGGAAUAACUAUAUCAAGAACUAUCUGGCUUCAACUGAUUACGAUGGUCUGGUUAAGUUAUGGGAUGCAAGCACCGGCCAAGCUAUCUCACAUUACAUUGAACAUGAAAAGAGAGCCUGGUCUGUUGACUUUUCUCAGGUGUAUCCAACAAAAUUAGCUAGUGGCAGUGAUGACUGUUCUGUGAAACUAUGGAGUAUCAAUGAUAAAAACUGCUUGGGCACCAUCAGGAACAUUGCAAAUGUCUGCUGCGUUCAGUUUUCUGCUCACUCCACUCAUUUACUGGCUUUUGGAUCUGCAGAUUACAAAAUAUAUUGCUAUGAUCUUCGAAAUGCCAGAACCCCCUGGUGUGUUCUCGGUGGUCAUGAUAAAGCUGUGAGCUAUGUGAAAUUCCUGGACUCAGAAACUGUAGUUACUGCUUCCACUGACAACACAUUAAAGCUUUGGGACCUCAAUAAAACUAGUAGUGGUGGCCUGUCCACUAGUGCUUGCAGCUUAACCUUCCACGGACAUACGAAUGAGAAGAAUUUUGUUGGAUUAUCCGUUGCUGAUGGUUAUAUAGCUUGUGGUUCAGAAACAAAUGAGGUGUAUGCGUACUAUAAAUCAAUGCCUAUGCCAAUAACGUCACAUAAAUUUGGGUCCAUUGAUCCUAUUUCUGGGAAAGAGACUGAUGACGACAACGGACAGUUUGUAUCAAGUGUUUGCUGGAGAGGGAAAUCAGGCAUGGCUGUUGCUACAAAUUCUAGUGGAUGUAUUAAAGUAUUGCAGAUGGUUUAAGGAGAAGUUAAUUGUUGAGAAUCAUCAAUUACUGGCCUCAUUUUGGAAUCUGAGGGUUCCCAAGUCUAUCUGGAGGCCAUCCUGGGUUCAGACAAAUAUGUCUUACAUGGAUGACUCAGUCUGCUUGGUGGCCCGUUGUGAUAUGGCUUUGAUGCAUAGUUUAUUCUUAUGCCAAAGUGUAGUCAUGGUUCCAGAUUAUCAAAAUUGGCCAGAACCAGAUUCUAGCUAAACUUUUACAGGCGUAAGAAUCAGGAAUGUCAUGACGCCUUCUGGGUUCUUGAGAUAGAGAACUAAACCAUAAAUAUGGGAAUGUGAAUUCGAGAUUGAGAUAUAUCUGUGGGAGAGGUUUUCCAUCUCGGUUGUCGGAGAGAGUGCGAUAUUAGCAUGUGGCUUUAUUUCUGCUAUUGAUCCUAGAAACAAAUGUGCAGCCCUUAUAAGUUUUUAUAAUAUAUAGGUUAUAGGUAUAAUUGAUAGUUUUACUCGAUUCUAGGGAAUUCUUCAUUGAGUUGUAA
This is a messenger RNA of Hibiscus syriacus, 3933 nucleotides long. Its product is annotated as protein SPA1-RELATED 2-like. Gene Ontology annotation, molecular function: ATP binding; protein kinase activity; protein binding. The record is from RefSeq and is a predicted model, not a curated record. Lineage: Eukaryota; Viridiplantae; Streptophyta; Magnoliopsida; Malvales; Malvaceae. Gene Ontology annotation, biological process: photomorphogenesis; protein phosphorylation.